Molecule: messenger RNA, 1476 nt
Organism: Suillus subaureus
Lineage: Eukaryota; Fungi; Basidiomycota; Agaricomycetes; Boletales; Suillaceae
Exons: 5
Source: RefSeq, a predicted model, not a curated record
GCUCACUGGCAUCGUCAGCCAGAUGGGAAACUCAAGCAGGGUACACUCCAAAAAUGGAGGCAUAACUGUAGUGCAAAGUACAACAUUUUCACUCCACAUGACCUACAUGCAUGCCCACGCAUUCUUAUUGUCUGUCGAAACCCUCAUUCACACCCACCACCUGCACCUGUCAAAACUCCACCAGGACUUGUCAAUGUGGUCCAUGGAUUGUUAGCACUGAUGAAAUGGAAACUUGCUGAUGCAACACCAAGACAGAUUUUCCUGGACACCACAUUUGUAGAAGGGCUUCAUCAUGCACUUGCUUGGGACUUGACAUCAUGUGGUCGAGAUGCGAUACUCCAGGACCUUCAUCCAUCCUUGGCCAACUUAGACCAUGUUCAGCGUCUCAUCACCACACUUCAGAACAAAAAGUACCCAAGUGGUACUGGCUUUGAAGGUGCUUGUUUGCUUGCAAAUGAACAUGCAAGCCUCCCUCCUGAACAAUGUUAUGUUCAUUGUGCUGAGGUGCAUCCCAUCGAGCAUGGGAAAGAGCUCAAACUGGUCAUAUGUAUGACAACAAAGAUGUCGCAACACCUCUUACAAGCAAAACAUCUAUCCAUAGACACAUCAUUCAAACAUGCACAAGGCUGGCAGGAAUUUGAAAUUGAAUCAUGGGAUGUUGACCAUAUUUGUCUCUAUUGUGGCAAUACAUAUUCAUCUCACUACUUAGCUGUUGUUGGUGCUCGAGCUUUCACAAUGUCACAGACUGCAAAAGCCCAUGUUAUCCUUUUCCAGCACAUCUUUGAGAUUGCGAGUGCUGAUACAGGCUUGCCCAUUAUGUUCCACCAUAUUCAUGGCACUGGCUUCGAGACUGUCAUUGCUGACAGUCAUAAAGGGCAAGGUCUCAGCCUUGGGAUGUACUGUGUGCAACUAUGUUGUUCAGUCACUGCACAAUGUAUCUAUGAACCACACCACCACAUCUGUGAUCUCAAUCCAUAUGAUCAUUUACGGUGUUUUUUUCAUACUUGUGUGGCACACUACAAGAGAAAUAUUCUCUCACUGUGCACACAUGUGUCACAGGAUAUUUUUUCUGCAAUGUUAAGUUUAGCCACAUCAGAACACCACCCAGACCUUAAUGCAACAUUGAAUAUCAUUUGGAAUGGAGGAUUGAAAGCCUCAGCCUGGCUCAGAGAUAAGCUUGAUGGCAUGAAGUUUGCACUCCCUGCAAUCUACCAGCCAUCCAGCCUCAUUCCACUGCAUUUGUGGAGGGCUUCCCCAGCAACAACAAACAGAAACGAGCAAGCACACUGCAAUGCCUAUCGUGAAGGUGUUCAUCUAACACUGCUCACUGGUCUCAUGAAAGGAAUGAGGUUUGACCAAGGUGCAAUGAUGAGCAUUAACAAGCACACAAGCUUUGGUAUCGCAACACAUGACCAUGAGGCCACACACAUUCACCGUGCAAUGAGAUGCGUUAGUCGUCAAAGUUUGUGCUAUUAA